This is a messenger RNA of Mangifera indica (mango), 687 nucleotides long. RefSeq names its product exonuclease DPD1, chloroplastic/mitochondrial-like. Lineage: Eukaryota; Viridiplantae; Streptophyta; Magnoliopsida; Sapindales; Anacardiaceae. The transcript has 2 exons. The record is from RefSeq and is a predicted model, not a curated record. Gene Ontology annotation, cellular component: cytoplasm. The coding region runs from base 177 to 599 and encodes 140 amino acids. Gene Ontology annotation, molecular function: nucleic acid binding; 3'-5'-DNA exonuclease activity. Gene Ontology annotation, biological process: DNA catabolic process.
AUCAUGGAUUGAAGCUAUGGGUUUGUAUGAAAUUGUUUUUGUAUUUUCUCAUUUCAACUAAGUUCACCAAUGCAGAUAUAUCAUAUGGUACAUGUGCAAAUAACCAGUGUGAAAAAUAUAUAUGAACAAUUGCAUACAAUUUUACUAAUAGAACUACUGUUUUAUGUUUAUGCAGGAUGGAGGAGCUGAUACCGAAAUUAAAACAGUAUGUUAAAAGCCGUGAGAAACUAGGGGGAUUUGUGGUGUUUGUUGCGCACAAUGCCCGUGCAUUUGAUGUACCAUUUCUGGUUAUGGAAUUCAGGCGUUGCUCUGAAGAAAUUCCCCCGAAUUGGCUGUUUUUGGAUACGCUUCCUCUAGCACGUGAAAUGAAGAAGUCUGGUGGAUCGAAGCUUACUUCAGGACUAUCAUUGCAAGCUCUACGCGAAUACUAUGGCAUUCCAUUGGCUGGUUCAGCUCACAGAGCCAAGUCUGAUGUGAAGGUCCUGUCGAUGAUUCUUCAAAGAUUGACUUCCGAACUGAAGCUAUCUAUCUCUGGCCUAGUUCAAAAAACUUUCACAGCCUCUGAUUUGAACACCCAUAAGAAGAAGAGUUCAAGCUAGAUUCAAAUCCUACCCGUGUUCAUGUACUAACCCUUGUUAUUGUAAUUUUUAACUAAUUCUUUUGAAUAAAAUAUCUACUUAUUAUUCA